Messenger RNA from Stegastes partitus (bicolor damselfish), 1389 nucleotides. It is a transcript of the gene nsun6, whose product is annotated as NOP2/Sun RNA methyltransferase 6. Gene Ontology annotation, biological process: RNA methylation. Gene Ontology annotation, molecular function: RNA methyltransferase activity; RNA binding. The coding region runs from base 1 to 1389 and encodes 462 amino acids. The transcript has 11 exons. The record is from RefSeq and is a predicted model, not a curated record. NCBI's taxonomy places the organism in Eukaryota, Metazoa, Chordata, Actinopteri, Pomacentridae.
AUGUCCAUUUUACCAAGGAUUUCUCUGAAGCCUGAAGUGACUGAACAUCUUAACAGUGUCUUCUUAAACAAGGAGGUGUUGGCAGCUGUGGGUCACCAGGAGGCAGAUUGUCGUUUCCAGAAGCUGCUCACAUGUCUGUCUCACCCGCCUUCGUACACUUGUGUUCGAGCCAGCACUCAUCUGGCUCCCCUGGAGGAGAUCAGACACAAGCUGGGAGAAGAGCUAAAGAAGCAGCAGAUGGGCAGCUCGUCAGCAGAGGACGUCUCCGUUCAGAUUCUUCUACACCCACGAAUUACAGAUGUGCUGCUUCUUCCUGUCGACGGCCCGAGGCCUGUGGAGCAGCUCAGCUCAGAGGUGGUAGUCGGCGCUCAGUGUGGCAGCGCCGUGCUAAGAGGAGCACAUGUCUUCGCCCCGGGGAUCGUCGCCUGCCCCAAGUACAUGAAGCCAGGGGAUGUGGUGUCGGUCUUCUCUGACGUGGAGGGCAGGUGCACCCGAGGAGCGAUGAGCUUUCAGGGGAAGAAGGUGUUUGUGGGAAACGGAGUUGCGGAAAUGAGUCGAUCCAGUAUCUUCUGCACGGAUGAACCUGCCAGAGGUGUUGGUGUUCGGAUGGUGGAGCCGCUGUACCGGAGUCCUUCCUUUGAUGGCGUUCUGCCCAGCCUGGCGUUCCUACAGAACCUUCCCUCUGUGGUUGUUGGACACGUGCUCGGGCCUCGACCCGGAGAACGAAUCCUGGAUAUGUGUGCUGCACCUGGAGGGAAGACCUGCCACAUCGCCGCUCUCAUGAAGGAUCAGGGAGAAGUCGUGGCCUUGGACAGAAUCCGAAAUAAGAUCGAUCGCAUUCGUCAAAAUGCACAGAUGUUGCAUUUGCAAAGCGUCAAAGCUUUUUGCUUUAACAGCACACAGGCGGUGAGCAGCGACUCUGCACAGGAAUCUGAAGGACCUCCCUUCCCUCCUGAGAGUUUUGACCGGGUUCUGCUGGACGCUCCCUGCAGCGGCCUUGGACAGAGACCCAGCAUGGGCAUGACCUGGAGCCUCAAGGAGAUCUGCUCCUACCCGCCGCUGCAGCGCAAGUUAUUUCAUGCUGCGGUGCGGUUGUUGAAGAAAGGCGGCGUGUUGGUGUACAGCACCUGCACAGUGACUCUGGCUGAGAAUGAGGAGCAGGUCGCCUGGGCCCUGAAGACCUUCCCCUGCCUCACACUUCAGCCACAGGAGCCGCACAUCGGCGCAGAGGGCAUGCUGGGAGCCGGACUGUCACCUGAGCAGCUGCGCCUCCUCCAGAGGUUCAGCCCCGAGCUGAGCUGGGACCAGACAGAAACUACAACCCCCUUCCCCUGCAGAGCCGACGGGGACACUAUUGGCUUUUUCAUCGCCAAGUUCCUGAAAAACUGA